AUGGAAGACGUGGAAGAAGUGUUCAUUUCCGCUGGUGUUAAUCCACGUUCACACUGCCUUGCCGCUUGUAGCGCCAGUGAUCAUUUUGUUUUCGCAUCCGAUGGACAACUGGUUUUGGAAACAUUCCCCGGGGUCGAUGACUCCAAAUCGGGAGUGCGUAUUUGGUGGUUGGGGCGUUUGAAGGGCACGGUGUCUGUCAGCAAUUCGUUUGAUAUCGAUGACUUGGGAACGGUGUUUGCAGUUGAUGCCGAUAUGCAGAUGCUACCAAAUGGAGUUGUGCUUCUUGCCUUGGGUACUACUAGAAGAACUAUCGAUCUCUACUGUGAGACUGCUUGCUCUAAGGAAAUGAAAAGAGUUCUUUCAAUCGCAGCUCAUGACGACUGGGUGCACUCCAUUGCUUUCAAUCAGUCAUGCCCGAUCCUUCUGGCCACAGCGGGUCAAGAUUCGUAUGUCAAAUUGUGGCGCAUUGAAAAUGAAACAGAGAAAGAGGAUCUUGAUGAGCUAAAUGUCACCAAAAAUAGCUUCAAAGUUAAUGGUGCCAAUGGUGAACUAUCACUGUCAAUAAGCAUCGAAGCCGUGCUUGCUGGUCAUGGUGACUGGAUACAUUCGACAUGUUGGGAUAGGACUGGACGUGCCCUGCUCACCUCUUCCAGUGAUAAAACCGUCAUCAUUUGGAAGGAGACUUGUGACGGGCAAUUCUGGAGUGAUGUGGUGCGAUUAGGAAUUGUGGGUGGACAGGCUGCUGGCUUCUUUGGCGCAGCGUUUUCGCCCAAUGCUCAGCAAGUUGUGGCUUUUUCCUACACUGGAGGGCUUUACGCAUGUGGCCAUGUCGGUGUUGUGCGUGACGUUGCGUGGCAUCCUUGUGGGAAGAUGUUUAUUUCCGUCGGUGAAGAUAAGACUACGAGGGUGUAUGCCCUGCAAAAGGAGGAAAAAAGGUUUAUCGAGUUGGCACGACCUCAGGUUCACGGUCACAGCAUGCAGUGUAUUGCAGUGGUGUCCAGCUCCAUCAUAGUAACCGGCGCUGAAGAAAAGAUAUUCCGUGCACUACAGGCACCUGCAGCCUUUGCGAGGAGUGUUUGUAAUAUCACUGGCUUAGAAAUAGUGGAGGUUUUCGGAGACUGUGCUUUCCCAGCUUAUGGUGCAAGAGUUCCCGCUUUGGGUCUGUCCAAUAAAGCAAUUGAUGAUCUUGGAGGAGCUCCAUCUGAGGGUGAUACAGCUCAUUGGGAAGAAGCAGCCUUCCAGGCUACACCUGGUGAAGUUCACGCUGCGCCCACGGAGGAUUACUUACAGCAAAACACGCUGUGGCCAGAGAUUUACAAGCUAUACAGUCACGGCUACGAAGUGUACGCUGUUGCAGUUAACCCAUCUGCCACUGUACUUGCUACCUCUUGUAAGUCAUUGCAUAAAUUGCCUUUAAGGCAAGUCAAGCUGAAGAUGCCGCGAUUGUGUUGUGGGACACCGCGGAUUUUAGCAAGAAGUCCGAAGUAUCUGGUUAGUUUCAAACUUUGGAACCUUUGCAGUCUUAAUUCUGUCAUGAGCAUGCACCCACUUUUGCCAUCAGGACAUCAAUUAACGGUCACGCAGUUAGAGUGGAAUCCAGUUGGUACGCGGUUACUCAGUGUCGGUAGAGACCGCAAGGCGAUUCUCUAUCACGAAAAGAAUGGGCUUCUGAACGGUUUUUCCUAUGAGAAAUUGUGGUCGUCUAAUAAAGAACACUCAAGAAUAAUAUGGACGUGUUGUUGGUAUGAAGAUUCCCAGCACUUCGUAACUGCAGCAAGAGAUAUGAAGGUAAUAAUAUGGAAAUGUAACGACGAAAAUACAGCUCCCGUCUGCUCUUUCAAGUGCCCACAACCAGUUACAAGUGUCGUUGUGUGCUGCGGAACUGAACUGAGAGCUGGUGUAAUUGCUGCUGGACUUCAAGACGGCUCAUUGAUGCUACUGGGUAUACUGCAAAAUCAACUCAAACCCCUGUCACACCUUUUUGUACCUUCAGUGGUCGUGGAUAGCCCGAUUACACGAUUGAGAGUUAAUCCGAAAAAUCGUUCUGAGCUGGCGGUUGCUGGAAGUGACGGGAAACUGCGCGUGCUACGAUUGAAACUCAAUAGCGCUUGA
Messenger RNA from Haemonchus placei, 2112 nucleotides. The record is from the annotation of a GenBank genome assembly. NCBI's taxonomy places the organism in Eukaryota, Metazoa, Nematoda, Chromadorea, Rhabditida, Trichostrongylidae.